AUGGAGCUUCGAAGUCUUAUGGCCAAUGGGUUGGGUAAUGCAGGUGGUGGUGUGGGGUUUGGAGGGGGGUUUGCAUUUGACAAUGUCAGUGGUGGUGGCUUCAACAUUGGUGGUUUUGGAGGUGGUGGCGGCUUGGGAAAUGGUGGUGGAGGUGGGUUUGGAGGUGUUGUUGGAUUCGGCAUUGGGGGUGGUGGUGGUGGUGAAGCUUUUGGCAACGGUGAUGGAGGUGGUGGUGGUGGUGCUUCGGCAAACGAUGUUCAUAAUAAUGGUGGUGCUCAUUCUCCGGUCCAAGUUGUUGAAGAUGGAGGUGCUAGCACCCGCGAUGGUGGCGACGAUCUUCGCAACAAUGAGGAGUUGCUUGAUUUCCUCAUGCAUUCGAUCAUGUUUUUUUCUUGUUCCCGCAUUUUGUACGGCUAA
Aegilops tauschii subsp. strangulata is the source of this 417-nucleotide messenger RNA. Lineage: Eukaryota; Viridiplantae; Streptophyta; Magnoliopsida; Poales; Poaceae. The record is from RefSeq and is a predicted model, not a curated record.